Pimephales promelas (fathead minnow) is the source of this 3341-nucleotide messenger RNA. NCBI's taxonomy places the organism in Eukaryota, Metazoa, Chordata, Actinopteri, Cypriniformes, Leuciscidae. The record is from RefSeq and is a predicted model, not a curated record.
AUCUUAGACGUUUCGAUUACGUUGCAAAUGUUUUCUGUAGACGUAUUACACCGCGCUGCACCUGCUGAAGGAGUAGUCGCGUAUAUUAUGAAUUCACAUUAAAAACUGCGCAUCAAUUAAGUUGAUCGAAGUUGUUUUGUGUAAAAGGGCAGCCAGGCUGUCUUCAACUGUCAGUCAGAUGUCGACGGAGGAUCUGUCCACUUCCGACAGCGAAGCUGCCUUCGCGGGAGCUGGGGAGCGCUGGGCGCCCGUAGGAGCCGUGGCCAGCCCGGAGGAUGAGCAGUGGAAGAGGGUCACGCAGGCUGGUUCCGUGUUGUCCAGCGAUGCAGACAUGGUAGUCAGGGUGCGGAAGCUAGAGGAUGAGCAGGAGCAGCUGAAUUCAUCGCUCCUCGCGUUAACGUCUCACUUCGCUCAAGUGCAGUUUCGACUGAAACAGAUCGUCCACGCGCAGGGCGACGAGAAAGAGCGGAUGCUCCUGGAGCUGGAGGACUUUGCUUUCAAAGGAUGCCCUCAUGUCAUCGGGUGCAGAGCACAGGAUGCUCAGAUGCUGGAAAACUCUGAUGAAUUGAGUGAAAGGGAGAAGAGGGAGCGCUUGGAAGCUCAGAGAAAGAAGCAGAAAGAACUGAUUUUCCAGUUGAAGACCCAACUCGACGACCUGGAACGCUUCGCCUACCAGGAGGGCAGCUAUGACUCACUGCCUCAGUCUGUCGUCAUGGAAAGGCAGAGGGUGAUCAUUGAUGAGCUAAUAAAGAAGCUGGAUGUGAAUCUGAAUGAAGACAUUGGGAACCUCACACCAGAGGAGCUCCGACAGAGAGUGGACUCUGCCAUAGCUCAGAUAGUCAACCCAGCUCGAGUCAAAGAGCAGCUGGUUGAGCAGCUCAAGACCCAAAUCAGAGACCUGGAAAUGUUCAUUAACUUCAUACAGGAUGAAGUGGGGAACCCUCUGUUAAAUGAUGGUGUGAAGAGCCAGCAGGCUCAAGCAGCCGGUCCAAACUCUGGAGCCACUGGAGGGAUGAAGCGAGGUAAUUAUACUUUACUUUAUAAUACCAUUUUAUUCAAUUUUAAAGCUAAGGCGUGUAACUUUAAAUCCCUUUCUUGCCCAUCCAAAGUGGAUCCCGAACAAGCCCAGAGGAUACGGGAAACCGGGCUUCAGCUCAUCCAGAAAGCCUUAGCGGUUCUGCAGAUCUUCGCUCUGAGCCAGUUCGGAUGCGCUGCAGGCCACGUGCCCCAGAACAUGUGGUCUCAGGGAGCUGAAGCUCAAGAUUACGGUCCCUUGCUGCAGAAACUCGAAGGAGCCGUGGAGCGUGUGCGUCUGCAAGCCUCCCGCCAGCAGCCCAGCUCUCUGGAGGAACAUGUGGUCAGCCACUCUGCCUGCCUGUCGUUGGAAGGACCUCGGGACGAACUCACCAAUUUGGUGCGUAAAGAGCUAGCGUUUGCGCUCCGUGACCUGCUGGCCCACGGAUUAUAUGCUCCUUCUCAGGGCAUGAGCCUGGUCCUUGCCCCCAUUUCCUGCCUGCUGCCCUUCAGCUCUUCUCCUCAGUCCCUGCAUCCUUGGGAACUUUUCGUCAAGUACUAUCAUUCCAAAAACGGGCAGGCGUUCGUGGAAUCACCUGCUCGACAGCUCUCGCAAUCCUUCGGUUUGCCCGUAGGGGGCGGUCCUGUGACGGUCACACCCAAGCAGUCUCUGUUAUGGGCCAUCCAUACAGUUCUCAAAGAGCACGGGCGAUUCAAGCGUAGCGCGGACUCUGAGUUUAAGGCCUUAGUGUGCAUGGCUCUCAAUGAGCAGAGGCUUGUGUCAUGGUUUAACCUGCUGUGUAAGUCUGGGACGCUCAUACACUCACACUACCAGCCCUGGAGCUACAUGGCCCAGACAGGCUUUGAAGGUGCCCUGCGAAUCCUGGGCCGCCUCAGCCAUCUCAAAUUCAGCCUUCCCGUAGACUUGGCUGUCAGGCAGCUGAAAAAUAUCAAAGAUGCUUUCUAAGCAAAAAUAAAUUUGGUCAUUUUGGGCUAGAUUUACCCUCAUAAGUUUAAAAUUAUGAUAAAAAGCAUAUUCUGUAAUACUAUUUCUCUUUAUUCAGAAGUUCAAAUCAUAUUCCCAAAACAACGAGUACACUGUAAUUAAAAAAUGGAAGUGAAGCAACUGUUUUUGAGGCACUGUGUUGCUGUUUGCUCGAUUGCCUGGAUGUCUCCUUUAAACUGAAGAGGGUGAUUAUGUAGGCAGGUUUUAAUAUGCUGCAUCGGUCACAACUCAAAGGAAAUGUGCUCAGUUUAGUGACCCUGAGCAUGUAACCUUUUAGGGGGCUUGUUGUGUCAAUCACAUUACACUAUAUAGAAGAAUGUAUUACUUGAACUCUAUUCAAGGGCCAUUGCAAAUGCACUACUACAGUGUGCAUAUAUAUCAUACAUACAUAAACUGUAUGUAGCUGAAUGCACUCAUUUCCUGAGCUUGGACUGUUACUGUACCGUGCAUCACAGACAAAUCAUAAGAUGUUUUUUCUUUUAAAACUGGUUUCCAUUUGCAUUAUAUUGUCAUUAUAUUUAAAACACUGGGACAGUGCAUAUCAUAUUGCUGCUCUGUGUUCUUAUGGCUUUCUGAGAAGAGACCAUGCAUGCAAUCAACACACUCAGGCAAUUCUGAAAAGACGAAGAGAUGCUCAUUGGUGUUUGUAAAUCACCGGAUUCCACUCUACACAAACUUGCUCAUUUCAGCCAGCUGACACUGUAAAAUUGAUUGUAGAAAACUGAUCUUGUGGUAGUGCUGCUUGUUCGCUGCUAUGGGAGGAAGUGCAUCAAACAUAUUUGCUGAAUUUGAAACUGAUAUGCUAUCUGAAUUAUUUAUGUUCUGUUAUUCGUUGCCAGUGUUUAAAGGCUCUGCUUGAAUAUCUGUCUCCAUGUCUUGUCAAUUCUUCUUUACUGCUCUGAAAUAUUGAAUGUACUACAAUCAUUGAAAUUGUAUCCUACUUCUGUACACAUUCUGAUUAUAGAUUCCAUGUUCUUGAACCCUCUUAAAUCCAGAUUUACUGAAACCAUCAUGCAGUAAGAAGGGACUGUUUGUUACCAUUUACUGUAAAUUUGGUAUUUUGAAACUUUUUUUGUUUGUUGUUGAUUUGGUGUUUUGAAACUAUUAGAAUAUGGAGGAAUGGUUGUGAUGCAUUUAUUUGCCUUUUUUAAUUAGUUGUUUUAUUUAAUGUAGUCUCUUUUCCCCCUACACCUGAAUAUGUGAUUCUCCAUCUGUUUUGUUGUUCAUCAUAUCUAUUUCAGAAAUGAUUUCUAUCUUUGUGCACAUACAAUAAUUUAACAUCAGUGACAAUUACAUUCACUUUUUAAAAAUUGUGCCAUCA